This is a messenger RNA of Belonocnema kinseyi, 835 nucleotides long. RefSeq names its product proteasome subunit beta type-2-like. The coding region runs from base 135 to 761 and encodes 208 amino acids. The transcript is spliced from 3 exons. NCBI's taxonomy places the organism in Eukaryota, Metazoa, Arthropoda, Insecta, Hymenoptera, Cynipidae. Gene Ontology annotation, cellular component: proteasome core complex; nucleus; proteasome core complex, beta-subunit complex. The record is from RefSeq and is a predicted model, not a curated record. Gene Ontology annotation, biological process: proteasomal protein catabolic process. Gene Ontology annotation, molecular function: peptidase activity.
CGGGAGUUUGACCCGGUUCAAGCGGCAUCGCUGAUAAUUCCGAUGACAGACGAUUUUUGUGGAGAAGAAAGAGUGAUUUGAUGUUUGGAGGUGUUUUGUAAUUUAAAAGAUUAGUAGAAAAGUUUUAUUUAAAAAUGGAGUGCUCGAUUGGAAUUCAGUUUAAAGAUUUUGUGCUCGUCGCAGCCGAUAUGACAAAUGCGAUGUCGAUUGUGGUUUUAAAAAGCGAUGAGAAGAAAAUCCACAAGAUUUCGGAUAAAAUCGUGAUGGCAGUAUCCGGGGAAGCUGGAGACGCAAUUCAAUUUUCGGAGUACAUAAGUAAAAAUAUGCAACUCUACAAAAUGCGAAAUGGAUAUGAGUUGUCCCCGAAAGCCGUAGCAAGUUUCACUCGUAGAAAUCUUGCGGAUUAUUUGAGAUCCAGCACGCCCUACUUCGUAAAUCUUCUGAUGGCUGGAUACGACGAUCAGACUGGUCCAGAACUCUAUUUCAUAGAUUACUUAGCCUCUUGUAUCAAAGUACCUUACGCAUCUCACGGAUACGGAGGAUUUUUCUCCCUCACAAUCCUAGACAGAUUUCACGACCCUUCAAUGACGGAAGCAGAAGCCUACGAACUUAUGAAGAAGUGCGUUCGUGAAAUUCACAAGAGGCUCAUCGUCAAUUUGCCCAACUUCAAGGUUCAAAAGAUAUCCAAAGAUGGAAUCGAGGAACUGGCGCCAAUAAUGGCACAAAAUCUGGCAGUAGAAAGUGCCGCAAAGGCUUCUUAAUUUUACGAUCCUUAUUUUAUACGGAAUCAGUGUUCAUAUUCUAUAAUUUCAAUAAAAUACAAUUCAAAAACGUU